Ruditapes philippinarum (Manila clam) is the source of this 3182-nucleotide messenger RNA. Its product is annotated as E3 ubiquitin-protein ligase TRIM71-like. Gene Ontology annotation, biological process: protein polyubiquitination; proteasome-mediated ubiquitin-dependent protein catabolic process. The transcript has a single exon. The record is from RefSeq and is a predicted model, not a curated record. Gene Ontology annotation, molecular function: ubiquitin protein ligase activity; zinc ion binding; protein binding. The coding region runs from base 601 to 2910 and encodes 769 amino acids. Lineage: Eukaryota; Metazoa; Mollusca; Bivalvia; Venerida; Veneridae.
UUUGCAGCUGGUGCGCCGCUUUAGAAUAUAGAUGUGUUGUAGGUAGAAGAAUUUAAAGUUGACUUUGUCGUUUGAUGAAUUUUAAGACAAUACUAUAAAUUAUGAUCAGGUAAAGUACAUGGUUGUAAAGUUGGUCAACUGCAAAUGUUUACGUUUGUUUACUUGGCGAUGGGCCAAAUAUUUGCUGUUGUAAAAUUUGAUUGGUCAGAUGUUUGACUGACAGGUACGUCGAUAAUUGGGUUACUCCGCCUAUUUACAUUGAAGCUGAAAGAUGGCGACGAAUAUUCCACAUCGUGUGAAUUUAUCCGUGCUAUUCUACGGAGGUUUAGAUAAAUCUACAUGUGCAAAAUUAUUGAUGGAUUAUUUAUUGAAGAAAAUGUGACAGGUGAUGUGCAUAUGUGUUGGGACUCAGGGAAGUGGAAUAUUUAACUGCGUAUUUGGGGCGUGUAAAGAUAUCCAAGGGCAGACUUGUGUGAAAACUUGUGUAAUAUAUCGGUGUAAUGUCAUCUUGACUGGUCAGUGCGUACACACACCAAAAUGUAAUCUAAAGGAACGUAUUUCGUUGUUGUAACCGCUCUACCUCAUGAGUUUUAUGUGUCAAUGGCCAGUAUAUCAGAUCAGAUAGGGGACUUGGGUGAGCUUGGGGCAUGUCCAAUAUGUCGUAGAAUAUAUCAGGAUCCCAGAGUUCUUCCAUGUUUACAUUCUUUUUGUAAAAGAUGUUUAGAAAGGUACCAUCAGGAAAAUGGGUCAUCAGAAACGUUAAAAUGUCCGUCAUGCCACCAAGAAGCGUCAUUAAAUUCCGGUGGGAUAGAAGGUAUCCCGUCAAGCAUAUUCAUUUCAAACAUUUUGGAUGUGAUGGUAUCACAGGACGACUAUGAGAAUGGUGAACUAGAAAAUGACCAUCAGAACCACUGGUGUAAUUCAUGUGAUGAAGGAAGCCGUGCAACGUCUGUUUGUAAAAAUUGCCAUGAGUACCUCUGUGAAAGUUGUGUGAAAGCACAUCAGCGUGUAAGAUUAACCAAGGACCACUACAUUGAAAGAUUUGGAAAUCACAGAUACAGACCUCAGAAUAUUACGCCAUGUAUGCCCUCUCCAAUAAUUUCUGCUGCCCAAGGUGAUCGUCAGCAAACUCCUUGUUCAAAACAUGAGCAAGAGAUCCUUCGUCUUUAUUGCGAUACUUGUCUAUCCCCUAUCUGUCGAGAAUGCACCAUGACUGAGCAUGUAGGUCAUAGUUUUAUCUACCUCCAAGAUGCCAUCGAUGAUUCUCGCACUGUGACAGUCAAACUGCUUGCAGAUGCGAAAGCUGGCAUGAAAGCUAUUGAAGAAAGUCUACAAGUCACUCAGGGUAUGGCUGAACGUGUCGAAGUUAGAUCUCAGUCUGUUGCCACAGAGAUCCGCAACAUAACAAGGCGUCACAUGCUAGCUUUAGAAGAGAGAGAAAGAGACUUGUUAAGAAGAGUUGAGAAAAUACGACAGGUCAAAGGGAAAUCUCUUCAUAUGCAAAUGGACGACUUAAAACAAGGUUUAAUGUCAUUGAGCAGAACUGUAGAAAAUGUUGAAACUGUGUUAAACACAGGACGUGAAAUUGAUGUCCUGAAAACCAAAGAAAGUAUGGUCAGUGAAAUACAAAAGCUUCGUUCCUUACGUGGACAUUUACAACCUCAUGAAGACGACAAUAUUUUGUUCACACCACCAGAUGCAGCCCUUCAUGUUGCCAUCACAAAGCUUGGCUUUAUUAGCAGUAGUGCUUAUGCAUCAAAUUGUAUUGCUGUUGGAGAUGGUCUUAAAAGAGCCCUGAAAGGGAAAGUAGCCAUAUUUGUCAUACAAGCAAAAGAUCAUUUAGGAGAACAAAGAGUUGUUGGAGGUGACCCAGUUGAGUGUGUCAUACAAAGUCCAGAAGGUGCUCUAUACCGUACAGAGGUCAUUGACAGACAGAAUGGGACAUACAGUGUAACAUACCGACCCCAGAUUGAAGGACAGCAUGCUAUUUCUGUGAUGAUCAAUGGAAAACAUAUACAUGACAGCCCUUUCUCUGUCUCGGUUAGAAGCGGAAGAAAUUACGCUGCUGUUGGGACAAUGAUAACACAGUUUGGUGGAGAAGGUGAAGAAGAGGGGAAGUUGUGUAGGCCAUGGGGAAUCUGUUAUCAUAAAGAAGGGUUUAUUCUUGUUGCUGAUCGUAGCAACAAUAGGGUCCAGGCUUUCAACCCGGACGGUACAUAUCAUCAUCAUUUUGGAUCAGCGGGGACGCGUAACGGACAGUUUGAUCGGCCUGCUGGAGUAGCCACGGAUAGUCAAGGGCGUGUGAUAGUAGCUGAUAAAGAUAAUCAUCGUAUCCAGGUAUUUACAGUCGAGGGAAAUUUCAUAUUGAAAUUUGGUGAAAAAGGGAAUAAAAAUGGUCAGUUUAAUUAUCCAUGGGAUGUAGCUGUUAAUUCAGAAGGCAAAAUUCUUGUGUCAGAUACACGUAAUCAUCGUGUACAGUUAUUUACAUGUGAUGGUUUGUUCAUUAACAAAUAUGGAUUUGACGGUGCUUUGUGGAAGCAUUUUGAUUCACCUCGUGGAGUGUGUUUCAACAAUGAAGGUCAGAUGGUUGUAACAGACUUCAACAACCAUAGGCUUCUUGUAAUUCACCCAGAUUUCCACAAUGCUAGAUUUCUGGGUACAGAGGGAAGUGCGAACGGCCAGUUUUUGCGACCACAGGGCGUCGUAGUUGAUCAAGAAGGCAAUAUUAUAGUUGCCGAUUCACGCAACCAUAGAAUUCAGGUUUUUCAACCAAACGGGAACUUCCUGUGCAAGUUUGGCGCGCCAGGUUCGGGUCCUGGUCAGCUUGAUCGACCUUCAGGUAUAUGUGUAACACCUGAAGGUCAUGUUCUUGUUGUUGAUUUUGGUAAUAAUCGUGUACAAGUAUUUUAAAUGCUUACGCCCUUAUAAAGGGCCAGCUUACUGCCUUGCUCAGGUUCAAACUCAGGUUUACCCUGCGUUAACUCUUGUGAAGCAAAUUGACAUCUGUUCGCCAAAGGCAUAUUUGUUAAAGUCUGCUCAGGGAAAAUAACUUAAAAGUGCACCAGGUUAAUUCCUUUCACCACUUUGGAGAAAAAAAAAUAUAUGACUGUUUAUGCGUGUGUUCUUAUAUAUGUUAAACAUGUUUAGUAUAUUACUAUAAUAAGAUUUUGUAUGUGUCAGUU